Molecule: messenger RNA, 2281 nt
Organism: Lontra canadensis (Northern American river otter)
Lineage: Eukaryota; Metazoa; Chordata; Mammalia; Carnivora; Mustelidae
Gene: SLC7A3
Product: solute carrier family 7 member 3
Exons: 12
Coding region: 177-2030 (617 amino acids)
Biological process (GO): amino acid transport; transmembrane transport
Cellular component (GO): plasma membrane
Molecular function (GO): amino acid transmembrane transporter activity
Source: RefSeq, a predicted model, not a curated record
GGGGGGCGCUUGGCGCGCAACGACCCCAAGCCGCAGCUUUGAAGCCUGAACAACGAAGUCGGUAGCCCCAACCCAACUCGGCUUAACUCAGCCUCACCCAACCCAAUCUGAGACUCGCCUCUCCCUGGGCUUGCAACAGCUCUCUGAUCUUAGGCUCCUCUGAAAUUUCAGCUAGGAUGCUGUGGCGGGCCCUUCGCAGAGUGGGUCAAAAGCUGGUACGCAGACGGGCGCUGGAGCCAGGCAUGGCUGAGACUCGCCUUGCCCGAUGCCUGAGCACCCUGGAUUUAGUGGCCCUGGGUGUGGGCAGCACCUUGGGUGCAGGUGUGUAUGUCCUGGCUGGUGAGGUGGCCAAAGAUAAAGCAGGACCGUCCAUUGUGAUCUGCUUUUUGGUGGCCGCCCUGUCUUCUGUGUUGGCUGGACUGUGCUAUGCGGAGUUUGGUGCCCGAGUCCCCCGUUCUGGUUCUGCAUAUCUCUACAGUUAUGUCACAGUGGGUGAGCUCUGGGCCUUCACCACGGGCUGGAACCUCAUCCUGUCCUAUGUUAUAGGUACAGCCAGUGUGGCCCGGGCCUGGAGCUCGGCGUUUGACAACCUGAUUGGGAACCACAUCUCUCAGACCCUGCAGGGGAGUAUCUCACUGCAUGUUCCCCAUGUCCUCGCAGAAUAUCCAGACUUCUUUGCUCUGGGCCUUGUGUUGUUGCUCACUGGAUUGCUGGCUCUGGGGGCUAGUGAGUCAGCCCUGGUCACCAAAGUGUUCACAGUGGUGAACCUUUUGGUUCUCGGUUUUGUCAUCAUCUCGGGCUUCAUUAAGGGGGACCUGCACAAUUGGAAACUCACAGAAGAGGACUACAGACUGACCAUAGCUGGCCUCAAUGACACCAAUAGCUUGGGCCCCCUGGGCUCUGGAGGAUUUGUGCCUUUCGGCUUCGAGGGGAUUCUCCGAGGAGCAGCUACCUGUUUCUAUGCAUUUGUUGGUUUCGACUGUAUUGCUACCACUGGCGAGGAAGCCCAGAAUCCCCAGCGUUCCAUCCCUGUGGGCAUCGUGAUUUCACUGUUCGUCUGCUUUUUGGCGUAUUUUGGGGUCUCUUCGGCACUUACCCUUAUGAUGCCUUACUACCAGCUUCAACCCGAGAGUCCCCUGCCUGAGGCAUUUCUUUAUACUGGUUGGGCCCCUGCCCGCUAUGUUGUGGCUAUUGGAUCCCUCUGUGCUCUUUCUACCAGCCUCUUAGGCUCUAUGUUCCCCAUGCCUCGGGUGAUCUAUGCGAUGGCAGAGGAUGGCCUCCUGUUCCGUGUCCUUGCCAGGGUCCACACGGGCACACACACCCCCAUCGUGGCCACUGUGGUCUCUGGUAUUAUUGCAGCAUUCAUGGCAUUCCUCUUUGAACUCACUGAUCUUGUGGACCUCAUGUCAAUUGGGACCCUGCUGGCUUACUCUCUGGUGGCUGUUUGUGUUCUCAUCCUCAGGUAUCAGCCUGAGCUGAGGAAUGAUGAAGAUGAGGUGGAGUUACAGGAGGAGAAGCUCCCCAAAGCAGAGAAGCUGACCCUGCAGGGACUCUUCUGUCCCCUCAACCCCAUCCCCACUCCGCUCUCUGGCCAAGUUGUCUAUGUGUGUUCCUCAUUGCUUGCCCUGCUCCUGACGCUUCUUUGCCUGGUAUUGGCCCAGUGGCCCAUCCCACUGCUUUCUGGAGACCCGGUGUGGACCGCAGUGGUUGUGCUGCUUCUGAUGCUCAUUACUGGGAUCACUGGGGUCAUCUGGAGACAGCCGCAGAGUCCCACUCCCCUGCACUUCAAGGUACCUGCUUUGCCUCUCCUCCCACUAGUGAGCAUCUUUGUGAAUGUUUACCUUAUGAUGCAGAUGACAGCGGGCACCUGGGCCCGAUUUGGGGUCUGGAUGCUGAUUGGCUUUGCUAUCUACUUCGGCUAUGGGAUCCAGCACAGCCUGGAGGAGGUUAAGAGUAACCAAGCCCCACUCAAGUCUAGGGCCAAAACUGUAGACCUUGAUCUCAGCAGUGCCUGUACACAUUCGAUCUGAUGUCAUCACCCCUGAAUGCUGUCUGGUCCCCCUGCACAAUAAUGGUGAGCACCCUUGAGCACACGGGAAGCUAGGGCUCCCGUGGGAUGUGGGUGGGGGACCACUAACAGAGCUCUGUAUUUAUUGUGGAGUGAAGGAUGUGUCUUUGCUGUUUCUCCUCUUGGUUUUUAAAUUUUUAUUUUUAGUGGUCUCCUUUCUGAUUGUGUCUGUAGCUGCUUCCUGGCUUUUACAAAAUUAUUAAAAAGAAACCA